Adineta steineri is the source of this 1752-nucleotide messenger RNA. The record is from the annotation of a GenBank genome assembly. Lineage: Eukaryota; Metazoa; Rotifera; Eurotatoria; Adinetida; Adinetidae.
AUGAAUUUCGAACAACUAGUAAACGACGUAUUACUCGACUUUUUUGAAUAUCUACCAAGUGUUGAACUUCUUCGAUCAUUUUCUCAUCUUAAUUAUCGAUUUAAUAGUCUUCUCAUUAGUCAUUUUCGAACUCAUGGUCUCAAUAUGCAGUCCAUAUCCAAAGAUAAUUUUGAUAUUAUUUGCCGUGAACAUCUUCCAUUUAUUGCUCCUUAUUUAAAUGGACUUCGUCUUUCCGAUGAUGAUGAUACACCAAAUCAAAUCAAUAACUUAUUCUCGUAUUCUUUUUCAUUAAAUCGAUUUAUUCAAUUAAAAUCAUUAACACUCUAUCAUAUAUCUUCAAAUGAAAUGCUCAAACAAAUAGUCGUACAAUUUAAUUGUGAUUCACAUCUCAUUAAUUUUAAUAUUAUUAAUUGUCAUGUGACAUGUGAUCGAAAAAUCUUACGUGAUAUACUUAAUUGCAUCUGGAAUCUACCGAAAUUAAUGUUUUGUCAUUUGGAUAUGCAUUUAUCGUCUAGGGGAAAUUUUUGUCUUCCAUCGAUUCGAUCAAAAUCAAUUGAAUCUUUAUGGAUCAAAUAUAUGAUGUUCGAUUCUGAUGCAUUAAUUCGAUUAUUUCGAUGUACACCAAAUCUUCGAUUUUUAACUACUCGUGUCGAUAAAUUACCGAACAAUACGCAAUUUCCAUCUAUUCUUUCGUCCAUAUCUUCAAUAAAUCUGAUCGUUGAUCAUCUAACUAAUGGAUCGGUUAAUUUACUUCAACAAAUGCCUAAUUUAACUAGUUUAACUCUUCAACUUGGUAAACCGUAUAUGAAUGGUCAUCAAUGGAAACAAUUUAUUCUUGAUUAUUUACCAAAACUAAUGACAUUUCGAUUUUCGAUGCUUUUUUCUCUUAAUAAUGAAGAAGAAAUCAAUGAAUUCAUCGACACAUAUCGUACACCAUUUUGGCUAAUUGAUCAUCAAUGGUUUAUUCGAUGUCAUUGGGGCUCAGACUUUAGAAAGAUUCUUAUUUAUAUGUAUACACUACCGUAUUGUUUUUCGUUUUUUUCAUUUAUUCAAAACAGCACAAAUGUUUUUACUAUAUCGACAUGUCCAAAUAAAGAGGACUACUGUACUUAUAAUCGUGUAAACACUUUGUUGCCAUAUUGUUUACCAUCAAACGAUUCAUUUCUAUAUCAUAUUCGUUUUAACAAUAUUCGUCAUCUUGAACUUGCAUUUCCUGUGUCUGAUCGUUUUCUUACUGCUUUUCCUCAUUUUGAUCAGUUGAUUUCUCUCAUUAUCUCAAGUGAUAGUGAUGUUGAUGUUGAUGUUGACAUUGUUCGAUCUCAAUUGCAAAUGUUGAUCAACCGAGCACCUCGUCUUUACAUGUUAACUAUUAAUAAUUGGGAUUCAUCAAUGAUACAGCAUCUUCCCAAUUAUUUAACUAGCAAUUCAAUUCGUCGACUUAAUUUACUAAGUGGUCAUUAUUUAAAACGUAAUUUUUGCUUCAAUACUGAACAAUGUACAACUUUUCUUCGUUCAUCAUUAGCCAAGCAAUGUCAUGUUCUUCAAAUUAUUAUUGAUGAUCGAUCAAAUAUCGAGAGACUGAUUAAUGGAAUGAACAAUCUUCAGGCAUUAAAGGUUAUUAUUCAAUCUGAUCAAGAGGAUAAUUAUUUUCCUAGUGAAGAAGAUCUCGUUAGAUGGAUGUCAUCGGAAUUUUCACAAACGUUUACAGAAAACUUAACUGGAACUGAAACUAUUCGGUUAUGGGUUCAUUAA